AUGCAACUGGCUACGCCUCCUCAGCAUCCAAAAGUGAAAGGUUGCCGGUGCGAGGGAAAUCCGCAGCGCGGGAUGCAAUCGGGCGAUUCCGGCGGCGCGCGCCGUGCCUCUCGUUGGCGGCGGCGCGGACUAGCCAAGAGCGCGCGCGAGCGGGACUACACAGCGGCAGCGCGACAGCUAUACGAACGACAUCGAGCUACGGGCGCCCGGCGCACGAACGGGGCGGCCCGGGGCGGGCGCCCGGUGCCGGAGCGCGAGCGGCCUACGGUACAAAGAGUGCGGUACAAAGAACGACGCGGUGAGCCGGCGCUUGCGGGACGCGAGCGCGGCGAGUGA
This is a messenger RNA of Gryllus bimaculatus (two-spotted cricket), 336 nucleotides long. Lineage: Eukaryota; Metazoa; Arthropoda; Insecta; Orthoptera; Gryllidae. The record is from the annotation of a GenBank genome assembly.